Molecule: messenger RNA, 1153 nt
Organism: Chelmon rostratus (copperband butterflyfish)
Lineage: Eukaryota; Metazoa; Chordata; Actinopteri; Chaetodontiformes; Chaetodontidae
Product: complement C1q subcomponent subunit B-like
Exons: 5
Coding region: 155-880 (241 amino acids)
Molecular function (GO): protein binding
Source: RefSeq, a predicted model, not a curated record
CAGCAGAGCAGCGAUCGUGCUCUCUUGAAGCGUUUCACUUCCCUUUUUUUCCUGACUGAGCUGCUGCUGUCACUGUGAAGCAGGACAGCUCUUCACCUCCGCUCUCCGUCAGAAUAUUCCUCCACCGCAAGACGAGCGACUGCUUUGCCUGCAAAUGGCCCCCCAGUGGCUGAGCUGCAGUACUGCAGUGCUUCUACUGCUGGUUCACGUCGGCCCGGUUGUCUCGCAGUCCUGUGGAAUCCCGGGGAUCCCUGGGAUACCAGGCAGCCAUGGGCGCAACGGGCAAGAUGGUCUCAGGGGACAAAAGGGAGACCCAGGUGAGGCAGGUCAACCUGUCAAGGGCGAGAAGGGGGAGCCAGGUGUUUGGGGCCCCCCAGGACGGCCUGGGCUGAAGGGUGACGUGGGCCUCCCGGGGCCUCCCGGUAGACCAGGCAGGCCAGGGGAGAAGGGACGGCCCUACAACCCUACCAACCAGCAGAGAUCCUACUUCUCCUACAAACGGAUGUUAUCUCAGGUACCAGAGGUCGACACUGCCAUCGUCUUCAACAGAGAGAUUCUGCCGGACCUGGAUCAACAGUUUCGCUUGUCAGAGCCGUUGACGAAUGGAUCGUUCACGUGUGCCGUCAAAGGCGUCUAUUUCUUCAGUUACCACAUGUCAGUGAAGAGCAGAGUGUGUCUGAAGCUGGUGAAGGGCAGCGACAGUCUCAUGACACUGUGUGACACAUCUGAAGGUUUCCUGGUCACGUCCGGCUCGGCGGUCCUGGAGCUGCAGGUCGGAGACACCGUCUCCCUGGAGGCAACCAGGUACAACAACAUCGUGACGAGCCAGAGCAGCACCAGCCACACCUUCACCGGCUUCCUGAUCUUCCCCACCGCCUGAAGCCUCUCAUCCACAAAAUCAGCCUUCAUAACAUUACAGACUCUUUGGGGACCUUUACAGCAACUAAAUGAAAUGUGUGUUUUCUGUAAUAGUACAAAGGUCAGCAGAAUCAAUAAAGAUUGACUCUAAUCUGCUGCCUUAGUUUAAGUGCAUUUUAAAUGUACAAUGUGAAAUCAAAAUAUAAACAAAUGUUGACAGCCAAAUAACACUGAAACCUGCUGUCCACAGUUUUUAUCCAGUGUAACAGGCUGAUUAAAAACUAAAGCUACAUUA